UAUUCUCUCAUCAUGAGUUGCCGCCGGUUGCAGAAUACUCGGAGAAGUGGCUCUUACCGAGAAUGACUUUGGUGCAACGGAAAGUUUGCGGUAACCCUCGCUCACGUACGGCGCUUGACGGCAGACCGUGCUCGCAACGCGCAGUGGAGGACCCGUAUAUCAACGGCCGUCGCACAAAACAAGCGGCCCGAGGCACAGAGAGAACUACAGAGAGAGAGUGUCCUGUUGGUGGUUCCUCCUGCGGUCCCUCCUCUCUCGACGCCUUCGCCACGAAGCGGUGGCGGUGGCCGUGUACCCCUUUCACCCGUAUUCAAGGCCCGGCCGAAGGAAGAGGGUAGGCCACAACACAACACACUCGCGCGUCGAAAAGUGCUCCCCGCAUGGACUUGGAAUCACUACGCUCCCCGGCAGCUUCCGCGGAGAGGGCGUGUGAAGGAUGCUGAUCUUGACCGCCGGCCCAGGAUAGCCACUUGAUGAGACACAUCGCAAUGCAUGCUUCAUUGUUCCUCGUCGUAGUGGCGCUCAGCGCCGCUGUCCGCGGCCGCAGCGUUGAUCGCGAAAACGACAUCUUCUCCGACGCGCCAGUGGUGUGCUUCAGGACAGGCUGCGUUCGCGGCACGAGACAGACUGUGAAAGAUCAGACUGUGAAUGAGUUCUACGCCAUUCCUUACGCCAUGGCGCCGGUGGGGAACUUGCGCUUCAAAAAGCCCGUGCCCCACUACGACUGGGGUACGGGCAUCUACAACGCCACCAUCAGGCCACCCUCGUGCCCACAGACGUACUUCUACGCCGACGAGCGCUGGAACAACUAUGACUUGAGCCUCAACGAGGACUGCCUGUUCCUGAACGUGUGGGCGCCAGAGCCAUGCCGCGAGGACGUCAAGUGCUCGCGUCGCCCCGUCGUCGUGUUCAUUCACGGUGGAGCUUUCACGCACGGCGGUUCCGAACGGGCCAGCGCCGACAUGUCGCACCUGGCUGCCGUGGGCGACGUGGUAGCGGUGUCGUUCAACUACCGCCUCAAUGGCCUGGGCUUCAUGUACGGCCGCAACAAGGACAUGCCGGCGAACCUCGGUCUUUUCGACCAGCGACUUGCCAUGAACUGGGUGCGGGACAACGUGGAGUACUUCGGUGGCGACCCGGAAAGCAUCACCCUGAUGGGACACGAUGCCGGUGCCCAGAGCGUGGGGUACCACAUGCUGUCGCCCAAAAGCCGCGGCCUGUUCAAGCGCGCCGUGCUACUGGGUGGCAAUCCGUAUACGAGCACGCCACUGAACAAGCCAGACAUGGCGUACAACCGUGUGCUGGCUGUGACGCGUAAGCUGGGGUGCCUGGACAGUGAGCAAGACCUGCGGCGGAACGCCGCUGGCGUGAUGCAGUGCCUCAAGAGCAAGGAUGCCAGCGAGAUCGCCCACAGCUCCGAGUACGAGUUCAGCCGCGGUCGGAUUUCACUGUUUCCCGUGUUCGGAGACGAGUUCCUGCCCAAGAGUCCGCAGGAGAUGAUGGCAGACUCAGGUAGCUUUAAGGGCAUGGACGUUCUCAUGGGCCUGACCGAGGAAGAGGCCGCAGCGCUGGUUUACUACGGCGGCUACUUUGACGGUGCACCACCGGACGACAUCACGAUGGGCGACGUGCGCUACGUGGUGGGCCUCUACUUCGGCAUGAUGUACAAGCGCAACGCGUCUCCCAUCAUGAGGUACUACUUGAACGGGACCGAGGACGACCCCAGUGACUCUCUCAAAGCCGGAGGGCGGGCGAUCGGGGACGGCGUCACCCUCUGUCCCGGAAACCAAUUCGGCGAGGACCUGGCCAGGCACGGCGCCAGCGUCUACUACUUCAUGUUGACGCAAGAGUCGUCUUUUGGCUCGGAGCUGUUCGGGCCGACGUACGGUGAGGAGAUGCUCUACAUGCUCGGCUCGAUGAACGACAUGAGCAAGAGCGACGAGGAGAAGCAGCUCUCGGAGAAGAUCAUGAAGAUGCUCGGGAGGUUCGCGCGAACGGGGCGGCCGGACAUGCCGACGAUGAUCUCGUCGUGGCCUCGGUUCUCCGAACAGAGCCCCUUCUACGUGUCCAUCUCGGCAAGUGAAGCGAGCGUCCAGGUGGGACCUCGUCUCGAAGAGUGCAACUUCUGGAAGAACUUCUGGAGGCUUCGCGGAGGCAACGGGACGUCACAGGACAUCGUCAUCGGCUGAGCGUUCGUGUGCGCAGAGGCAGCUUCGCCUCGCGAGACGGCGUCAGAGUGCGGGACUUCGUUGCUGGCGCAAAGUGCUCCGUGCCGUCUGAGCGGACUUGGUUUCUCACGUUUCUACGUCAGGCUAGUGUGUCGCCCCUUGAGUUCCCUCCAAGCGGUGCGUACGCCCACCCUAGCAUCCUAGCCUCAAUCAGCUGUACAUUGUUGGCUUGUUUUUAGCGUUGUUGAACGUUUCGUUUGUCGUAUACACAAGUUACUCAACGUGCCGUGUUUUGCUACUGUGCGCGCUCUCUAUUUGUUGCUGUUAUUGUUGUCUUUUGUCGUCGCAUGCAACUUGGAAAUGUGCGUAAGGACGAGUCAUAUACGCCGGAAAACGGGAAAGGAAGUAAAAUCUAAUUAUUGCUUUGGCAUCGUGCGGGUUCACGGAAGAGGGCAUGACUACAGUGAGUGUGCGGCCACGGCCUCCUAUGACAUGGUAUUGGUCUCGUUUCACGUAACCUCGUUAUUGAUAUUCACUUGGAAAAUGCCCAGUAUGUCUGAUGUUUCGAAAAUGUUUGUGUUUACGUAGAAGUACUAAAUGGUGGUCAAUCAUUAAACUAGUUUUCUUGCCACUACGUCACCCAGCCAUGAGUUCAAAACACAAGAACGUACACAACAGGGUGUACCGGUGGAACAAGAAUCAGGUGAACCAAUUUAGUCCUGUAAAAUGUGUUUUCCCAUGAAAUCCAGGGAAAUUUCACGCCAUAUGUACCAAAUGUGGCAUCUGAGAAAAUAAUGAACUGUAGAUUUGCAGUUGCAAGCCUACAACGGCUUAAGUUAUUCCCUGUGUUCCAAGCGAAUGUGCUCACAUUGAAAAGUCGCCUUUAGUAUUACUUUAACGCCACCUAAAGCUUUAGUGUUCUGUCGCACAUUUCGAAUUCUCUUUCAGGGGGUUGGGUAUUACUUCCAGGAGGUUUUGUAGCUCCUGAAAAAGGCGUUCAACCGAGGAGACCGAGUGGAGCUGCAUUUACGUAGAAAAGUGAAGCAUUUUGGUUGAACCUCUGUACAUAAUAAAUCUACUUUUUCAAGUGAAGCCAACCAAGGAAGACGGAACAGGAGCUGAAGGUUCGUGCAAUCAUGUUUUAUGAGGCCAAUGUAAACCCAUACGCAAAUAGCUGCCUUGAACUCACGAUGGCUGAAGUAUCCAAAGAAUUGGCUUUUUUUGUUUAGACUACUUUGCUCCCUCUAAGAGCUCUUGUUAAGACCAAAGUUGACUUUUACCAAACAUCGUGAGCUCGAAAAGACUUCCAUGUCCGAAUAUACCAGGAGUUAACCCCUCUGUAAGACACUCCGGUACUUGAGGGUAUAGUAAUAAAUAAAAAUAUAUGAAAUAAAUAAAUAAAUAAAUAAUCUUGCAGCACCAAAAUACGGCUGAAUAAUAGUACCGAAAAAACCAAAUGAGCGAGGUCCUGUAGGUAUCUGACAGCAGUAUCAGGAACAAACAUAUUUCCGAUAGGUUUAACGUAAAAUAUACGUCCAACCACCCAACGCCAGAAUGUUACGUGACUUUAAAGUCUGAACCUCUUAAACUUAAAAUAGCGAUAUGCCCCAAGAUUGUGGCAUCUAACAUCACUUUCUGUGCGGUGAAACGCACACACGUGGGAUUUCGUUCUAACUCGUCCUUAAAGAAGGAUAUUUUCAGAAAUCCGCAUGUGCCGGCUCUAAAUAUAUAUCAUUGAUGCCCUGCUUUGCAUUUACCACGCUGAAAUAUCAGUCAUUUGAUUUACAAUUGGCUUUUCAACAACGUAUUCAGAUAUGGUUUCUUUCCCAGUAGCAAGAACUACUUUUUCAUACGUCAGCACUACUUACGAUUGCCUAGUUUUACACAACCAUUGUAAUGAAGCACCGUAGAACUAUUACUGCUGAAAUGCAUGGCGCAGCUCAUAAUCUGUGUGUUUUUUUUAAACAGAAGGAGGAUGUUAGCCCGCAACGUAAUCAUACAGUCUAUUGAUCAAAGCUCUGUUUUUCUGAACAAGAUUUGGAGACUAGUUAUACCGCCUACCAAUCUAUGCCGUAAUUAGUAGCAGUGGUAAGAAAACACAUUUUUCUACAAUGUACAUGUUACUUCGAGUUCUUUGUACAAUUGCAAGUUUUUUUUUCUAUAGUCUGGACUCCUUUGAGAGGGACUGGGAGAGUUCAAACGACGUGGCAUGACUGACAGUUAGUUGUGUGCAUCGGUGCUGGAGCGAAAAUAAAGACGUUUUGUUUAGUUUUGCUUUCGCAA
Rhipicephalus microplus (southern cattle tick) is the source of this 4451-nucleotide messenger RNA. RefSeq names its product acetylcholinesterase. NCBI's taxonomy places the organism in Eukaryota, Metazoa, Arthropoda, Arachnida, Ixodida, Ixodidae. Gene Ontology annotation, cellular component: plasma membrane. The record is from RefSeq and is a predicted model, not a curated record. Gene Ontology annotation, molecular function: acetylcholinesterase activity. Gene Ontology annotation, biological process: acetylcholine catabolic process; choline metabolic process.